Galleria mellonella (greater wax moth) is the source of this 4940-nucleotide messenger RNA. It is a transcript of the gene Ldh, whose product is annotated as L-lactate dehydrogenase. Gene Ontology annotation, cellular component: cytoplasm. Gene Ontology annotation, biological process: carboxylic acid metabolic process. Lineage: Eukaryota; Metazoa; Arthropoda; Insecta; Lepidoptera; Pyralidae. The transcript has 7 exons. Gene Ontology annotation, molecular function: L-lactate dehydrogenase (NAD+) activity. The record is from RefSeq and is a predicted model, not a curated record. The coding region runs from base 198 to 1193 and encodes 331 amino acids.
UCAUUCAGUUAUACAUAAGCGUUGAAUUGCUCGGACGUUUAUCGCAAACUAUCGGAAUCACUCAAAAGGAAGACAAAUUAUUUCUAAUUGUAUCCAACUAGAAAUAUUGAGUAAUUACGUGUAACAUAAUUUUACAAGAUUCUUAAGUAAAUUUUAACAAAAUUUUCUAUUUGAAGAUUGUAAAAUAAACAGGUAAAAUGGCAACCGUAGACCAGUUAUUCCAGCCAAUCCAGGGGAGGACUGACGACACGGGCAGCAAGGUGACGGUGGUGGGCGUAGGCCAAGUUGGCAUGGCCGCUGUCUUCUCUAUGCUUACUCAGGGUGUUACCAACAAUAUCGCUUUGGUUGAUGUGAUGGCAGACAAACUGAAAGGUGAAAUGAUGGACUUACAGCACGGCUCUGCCUUUAUGAGGAAUGCCAAGAUUCAAGCAAGCACAGAUUAUUCAAUUACAACGGGAUCGAAAAUUUGCGUAGUGACGGCUGGUGUCCGUCAGAGAGAAGGAGAGUCGAGACUUAACUUGGUUCAACGGAACACAGAUGUACUCAAAAUUAUUAUACCACAGUUGGUAAAGUACAGUCCGGACGCGAUUUUCAUAAUCGCCAGCAACCCGGUCGACAUCCUCACGUAUGUGACGUGGAAGAUCAGCGGUCUACCAAAACACCGCGUCAUCGGCUCCGGGACCAAUCUGGACUCGGCGAGGUUCAGAUACCUACUGUCCGAGAAGCUAGGUGUAGCCACCACAUCCUGCCAUGGGUACAUCAUUGGAGAACACGGUGAUAGUAGCGUGCCCGUCUGGUCUGGCGUCAAUAUUGCGGGCGUACGUCUCAGCGACCUGAACCCAAAGAUUGGCACGGAAUCCGAUACUGAGAAUUGGAAAGAGACCCACGACAUGGUGGUGAAGAGCGCUUAUGAAGUCAUCAAAUUGAAAGGCUACACUUCCUGGGCUAUUGGUCUCUCGUUAGCACAAUUAGCUCGCGCUGUGCUUUCUAAUGCAAACAGCGUUCAUGCAGUAUCUACUUAUAUCAAGGGAGAACAUGGCAUUGAACAGGAGGUAUUCCUGUCCCUCCCGUGCGUAUUAGGCCAAAACGGGGUCUAUGACGUCAUCCGGCAGCCUCUCACAGAAACAGAGUCCGCGCAGCUCCGUAAAUCCGCUGAACUCAUGGACAAAGUGCAGGAAGGUAUCCAGUUUUAAAUUAGGCAAUUUAUAGAUUGUAAAAUAUAAAUUAUAAAAAAAAGUUAACGCCCAGAUAAUUCCGGGUAGUUUCAGCAGUAAUGCUGAAAGAAAGCGAAGCGAAAUAUAAUAUUAGUAUGCCAGAUAAAUAUAUAGGAAUAUAAGAUUAUAUUUAUAUACAACAUAUAUAUAUAUAUAUAUAUAUAUAUAUAUAUAUAUAUAUAUAUAUAUAUAUAUAUAUAUAUAUAUAUAUAUAUAUAUAUAUAUAUAUAUAUAUAUAUAUAUAUAUAUAUAUAUAUAUAUACAACGAAAAUUAACUAAUCGUACUUAUAUAUAUAUAUAUUUAAAUUAAUUAAUUUGUAAACCUAUUUUUAUCUUUACCUAUUAUUUUCAUAAGAAUAAAAUGUUUGUUUACAAAUUGUGUCAAAUAUAGAAAAACAGAAUAAAAGAACGGUUUAAUAAUAUUAAAAGUAGAUCAAGUGCAUGGAACUAUCAUAAAUUUAUUUAGAUGCAAAUAUGCAAUGAAUAUUAUGCCUAGUAACGCAAUUUUGCAAGAUUGCAAACACUGCCAUUUUAAAAAGGCAGUAACUUAAAACAGUUUAUAUUAUUUUUAUGAUUCAAACAUCUUACACAGUUAUGUAUACUACUUAUAUUUUAGUAUAUUAAUUAAAACUAUUAUAUAAAUUUUAAAUGGAUGAUAAUGGAGUUGUAACCCCGCUUUCGCUAACGGUAUACGCUGGCGGGGCACCAGUGAGGGAUGAUAGGUUAAAAAUGAAAAAGCAGGUCAAUUAACCCAUCGUGAUGAAUACACCUGGAAUUUAGCACGAUAAUUUCCAGGGGGAAUCGCGUGGAGGUCGACCUGACAGGGUAUAUUGUUAGCAAUAGGACUGGUAAUCCGCAUUUCUAACAAUCCCCUCCCCCCCAAUAUUAUGUUUGAUCUCGCCCAUUUUAAUAAUACCCUUUAUUGGUAUUUAAUAGUGAUGUACCGGAUCCUCAAAAUUAUAUAUCCAUAGAAAGGUACGGAUACAUAUGCGGAUCUCUGCUCAGUUGGAUGACAAUUAAAUAGUAAUCCCCUUUACCCUAUCGGUGUACACUAGCAAGGCGCUAAUGAGGGAUGGUAAGCGAGAAUGAAAGCAAGUCUGGCCCGCUGUGAUGAGUUCAUAAAGAAUUAGCCAUGAUAGUUUUAAAGAGGAACAGCGUGAAGAUUAACCUAUUGCUAGCAAUAGGCCAGAUAGCUCCUAUUACUACAUGUUACGUUUAUUUAUAAUAUAGGAUAAUACGGAACAGCAUGGGUUUUUUAUGGGUGAAAAUGGUAUGGUAGCCCCGCCUGCGCUAACGGGAUACGCUGGCGGAGCACCAGUGAAGGGUGAUUAAUGAGAAUGAAAACAGGCCAAUUAGCCCAUCAUAAAGAAUUCAUCAGGAAUUAAUUAUGAUAGUUUCCGGGGGGAACCGCGAGGAGGUCGACCUGGUUAUAUUGCUAGCAAUGGGAUUUUCAGUCUCCAUUACUAACAAUCCUUUUCCCCCCGAACAGCAUGGGUUAGGUUUGUAUGUUUCGAGUACCUAGUAUUACAUUAAAUAAUAAAACAAUAACUUUUAAUUCGUUCGAGAUCCACCAAAAUAUAACGGAUAAUGAUGUUUAAUUUUUCUUGGUUAUCUGUAAAAUUGGGGACGGAUAUUCAGUACAUCACUAGUAUUAAAUUUAAUUUUUUUUUUCUUAUCCAGCUGUAACUUUAUGUAUUUGUAUAUGUAUUUACAUUGUUUUAUUAAUCAAUGUGUAUUAAUCAUGUCAGUCAAGCUACUUAAUGGAAUAACAAUUCUAUUUCGGUCUGUAACAAUUGUAUGUACGCCUUUAAAUGAGUUGUUAUUAUAUGUACUAUUGUUUAAAUAUUUGAAUUACAAUUAAAUAAUCUUUAUUUUGUAUGUAUGUGCAUGCAUUAAAAAUUCUUUUAGCGUAUAAGGCAACCUUAUAAAGGUGAAUAAAAUAUAGUCAAACGUGUUUUAAACCUAUUCUAGCUUUCUAUUCUCUCGAUUAUCCGUGGAAUUGAAAACGGAUAUACAGUACAUCAUUAGUAUUAUAUAUAUUCUCAAGAGAUACAUCUUAUCUAGCUGCAUUUUUAAUUAGUAUUGAAAGACGGGCAUUUUUCAGACAGAAAAGCCUGUAAUGCCGCGGCCUUUCCAUGAUCUUUUGUAUCUAGCUGUAACUUCAGGCAUUUGUAUUUGUGUUUACAUUGUUUUAUUAAUCAAUAUGUAUUAAUUAUGUCAGAUAAGCUACUUAAUAGAAUAACAUUCUAUUAAAUAGCUUUUCGGUCCAUAAUAAUUGUAUGUACGCCUUGAAAUGAUUUGUCUUUAUAUGUACUGCUCUUAAAAUAUUUUAAAUAUAAUCAAAUAACCUUCAUUUUGCAUACAUAUGCACUUAAAGCUCCUUUAGUAUAUAAGGUAAACUUAUUAAGGUAAAUAAAAUAUAAUGUUUCAUUUCUUUCAGAGACGAAUAUCCGUCUCCGAUUUCGCGAAUUAAAUAUAUUCGGAACAUCACUCGUAUUAAAUAUAUUCUUAAGAGAUACAUCUUAUCUAGUUGUAACCGUGGAUAUUUGUAGAUGUAUUUACAUUGUUUUAUUAAUCAAUGUGUAUUAAUCAUGUCGGUCAAACUACUUAAUGGAAUAACAAUUCUAUUUCGGUCUGUAACAAUUGUAUGUACGCCUUUAAAUGAGUUGUUAUUAUAGACACUAUUGUUUAAAUAUUUUAAUUAUAAUUAAAUUACAUUCAUUUUGGAAAUAUAUCGAUUUAAAACUUUUUUAGUAUAUAAGGUAAAUUAUAAAGGUAAAUAAAAUAUAAUCGAAUUUAUAUUAAACCUCUAAAAAACAACGUAUACAAAUAAUAAUUUUUUUUCGGAGACGAAUAUUUCACGCAUAUUAUAUUCGGCAGAUCACUAAUAUUAAAUGUAUUCUCAAGAGGAUACAUCUUAUUUAGAAGUAACUUUAUGUAUUUGUAUAUGUAUUUACAUUGUUUUAUUAAUCAAUGUAAUUAAUCAUGUCAGUCAAGCUACUUAAUGGAAUAACAAUUCUAUUCCGGUCUGUAACAAUUUUUUGUACGCCUUUAAUUGAGUUGUUAUUAUAGAUACUUUCUUUAAAUAUUUUUUAGAUAUAAUUAUUAUUAUGAUAAUAAUUUUGCAAAUAUAUGCAUUUAAAACUCCUUUAGUAUAUAAGGUACCUAAACUAAUAAAAUUAAAUAAAAUAUAGUCGAAUUUGUGUUAAACCUCCAAAAAAUAACGAAUGCUGAUGUUUCUUUUCUCUCGGAGACGGAUAUACAUCUCUGAUUCUGCGAAUUAAAUAUAUUCAGACUAGUAUUCAAUAUAUUCCCAGGAAAUACUAAAUAUCUACCUAUAACUUUAUGUAUUUGUAUAUGUAUUUACAAUGUUAUAUUAAUCAAUGUGUAUUAUUCAUGUCAGUCAAACUACUCAAUGGAAUAACAAUUAUUUUUCGGUCUGUAACAAUUGUAUGUACGCCUUUAAUGGAGUUGUUAUUAUAGAUACUAUUACAUUAAUACAAGCAGGGUACAUGUAUUUACUGUUCAUAAUAAGUAAUACUUUUUUAUAUAUUACAACUGUACCUAAAAUUUACCAAAAGAUUGGUAAUAUCAAAAUUUUGUGAGGACAAAAAAUCUUUAUUACUAUGUCCAAUGUAUAUUUAAGCCUAAUUUAGAGAUAUGUGUCAAGAAAUAUGUAGUUUAAUGUUUAUAUUUUUUCAAUAAAUUAUCAUUAUGUCAAAGGGC